CUCUUGUCGCUAUGGUAACGGAGAAGGGGGGCUCACGGCCAGAGGGAAGGAGAAGAGAGGUACCCAGACUCAUCACAUGACCGCUCCUCCUCUUGUUAUCUCUGUGUUGGAUAUACAUCGUUUGUUGUUGGACCCGGUGCGACGUUAGAAUCAGUCAGCGGACGAGAAACCCGUUCUCUCCUCGAGUAGAUUUGAAGGUCCAUUGAACGGGACUCGACAUGUCAGACGUAGUUCCUCCUGAAGUGAAACCCAAACCAGCUGUCCCUGCCAAGCCCCCAAAUGUGGGGGCUCCUUCCCCAUCCAGCCCCUUCCCACCCCAGGGGCAGGGCAUCGGAGGAGGAGUCGGCGUCUCCGCACCUCCUCCGAGUGGCAUUCCAGUCCCAAUCGGGAGUCACGGCCUGGGCCAUGGAGGCAGUCAUGCCAUUGGUCAUGGCGUGGGCCACGGUGCUGGGCAUGGCGGGAGUCACGCUGCAGCACACAGCGGGAGUCACGGCCACGCCACCUCCCACAGCUCCGGCGGGGGAUCCACUCUGCUGGGCUACAUUGGUAUUGACACUAUCAUUGAGCAGAUGAGAAAGAAAACCAUGAAGACAGGCUUUGACUUCAAUAUCAUGGUAGUUGGCCACAGCGGUUUGGGAAAGUCCACUCUUGUGAACACCUUAUUCAAGUCCCAGGUGAGCAGGAGGAGCGCAGGAUGGGCCCGCGAUGAGAAGAUUCCCAAAACUGUGGAGAUCAAAUCAGUGUCGCAUGUCAUUGAGGAGGGUGGAGUGAAGAUGAAGCUGACAGUCGUUGACACUCCAGGCUUCGGAGACCAAAUCAAUAACGACAACUGCUGGGAGCCGAUUUCCAAGUACAUCAAUGAGCAGUAUGAGAAGUUCCUAAAGGAAGAGGUCAACAUCACCAGAAAGAAGCGCAUCCCAGACACCAGGGUGCACUGCUGUAUCUAUUUCAUCUCCCCAACCGGACACUCUCUUCGGCAGCUAGACACCGAGUUCAUGAAGCGCCUGAGUCACUCAGUCAACAUUAUUCCCGUCAUUGCUAAGGCAGACACGAUGACCAUUGAGGAGAGACAGGAAUUCAAACAGCGGGUAAGGAAGGAGCUGGAGAUGAGCGGGAUCGAGUUUUACCCACAGAAGGAGUUUGAUGAGGACAUGGAGGACAAGAGCGACAAUGACAAGAUCAGAGAGGCGAUGCCCUUUGCUGUGGUGGGCAGCGACAAAGAAUAUCAAGUGAAUGGCAAACGAGUUCUGGGGAGAAAGACAGCGUGGGGAAUCGUAGAAGUUGAAAAUCCCAACCAUUGUGAGUUUGCUCAGCUGAGAGAUUUCCUAAUCAGGUCUCACCUCCAGGAUCUGAAGGAGGUUACCCAUAACAUUCACUAUGAAACUUACCGUGCCAAGAGACUUAACGAGAAUGGAGGUCUGCACCCCAUAUCCUCCAACGAUACCCAAGAAAGCAACCUGUAGUCAGUCAGUCAGUCAGGGGAGUUCAGACAGGGUGAGAGUGAGCAAUGAACAGAUGAAUUGAUAAGUGAAUCUAUAGAAUAUUAUUAUCAGUCACCACAGCAUCAGCUGCAUGCUUGGAAAAUAUAUAAAAUCUGUAAAAAUGGGUGUCAUUUAGUCAUGUCAUUUUUUUCUGAUUCCAUACUCCACCCAUCGUUUAAUCCACUUUCUUCCCAUGUCAUCCUGACACAUGCACAUAUCAUACUCCUCUUGUUCCAUUUCAAAGUCAAUAUUCCUUUGAGUAUUUGGAUGAAAGGACAGCCCCACUCCAGAGACUUAGUGCCAUUAUAAAAUUAACAUCUUAUCUACUGCCAAUGCCUUUUUAUUUAUCAUUGACCAGGUAGUAUGAGUUUAGAAAGUGCCAUGUUACUAUGUGUAUAGGAGGCUAAUUUUUAAGUUUAAGUGUUGUGUAGCAACUAAUGUCUGAAUUCAGACAAAUUAAAUGAUUUGCUCUCAAUAUAAAAUUCAUAAUUCCUGUGUAGUAGUGAUGCAUGAGCCAGCUCUGCAGUUGACUCUGUACAAAUUGCUUUUUUAAAAUUCUCAGCAGCAGCUGUUCAUUUGAAGAAAGACUCCCCAUAGCUUUACUGUCAGGAGGGCUUAACAAACAUUAGGAGCACUGCUGUCUCCGCCCUCAUGAAGAAAAUAAAUGAAAUUUCUCUUAUGAAAGUUCCCUCGCUCUGUUUUAAGUUUGAUUUUUCUACUUUAAAAUAGUUUGCUUGUGCAGACCUGCAUACUAAGAUGAGAGACAGCUGCAAUAUCAGUCACAUAUGAAAUGCACUUCAGUGGGCGGUGGUGUGUGCGUAAUUAAAGAGUCCACGGGGUGCAUGACUGUGUAUACUCUACACUCCAGAUUCUGUGAUUCUGUGAUUCACCAUAAUAGAGCAAAACACAAACUGAACAGUUUGGGACAAUUCAGCACUGCAUGCUUUAUUACACCGCAGUGGAUGCAUUUGUGCUGUGCUCAACUGCAUUGGCUAUGUUCUUACAGUGACAGUGAGGGAUAAUUGAUGAGUGGUUUAAUUAUUAUUAAAUAUCACUUUUUUCUUUUUUUUGGAGUCAGCUGGACACUGUGAAUGCACCCAGUUUUAAUGUUGAUCUAAAAGUGUGCAGUGUUUAAUUUAAAAUGUAUUACUUUAUGGAAAUAAAAGAGUAGCAUGGCCAACAAUUCCAAAAAUAAAUAAAUAAAAUUUCAUAUAUAAGCUUGUUCAAGAGGAGUAAAUUGUGUAAAAUCUGUCAAUGAAAACCACUAGCCUUUGCUCAAGUUUAUUUAUUUAUUUUUAUUUGGUAGGCUUGGUUGAUUUAAUGCAUUUUUCUCCUCAUUGUAUCCACUGGCCAUUCAUGAACAGAUUAUUUUCUGACCCAAAAGAAAUCCAGUCCGCUGGUUUAAUCUGUAUACCUGUGCAAUAAGUCUGGCUGAACUGAAAAUUAUUAUUAGUUUGAUGUCAUGUGCCAUGAGAAGUAUUUGUGAACACAGCAAAGCUCUGACUCGGAGACGAGGACAGUAUUUUGCCUGGUUUUGUGUUGGUGCCAGUUUAAAAUUAAAUUCCUCUUUCUCACCACUUGAUGGCAGCACUCUGCCAUGUAAAAACAGUGACUUGACAGAACAAGAAACAAGCACUUGGACCAGCUUUAAUGUCCUGUGCUGACAUUCCCAUUGUUGAGAUUUUUCAUGUCUAUCAAAUCCAGUCUCAUUUCCUGAUGAAGUUUACAGAGUUUGGAUCUUCCACUGCAGUGAUAACUAAUAUAUCUCUCCAGAUCAGGUUUACAGGAAGCUUCAAGCUUUAACCCAAUAGUAUGCACUCAAUGUGUGGGUGUAAUUAUUCAAAAUCAAUAAAUUUAUAAAGUUGUAAACAUGUUUACCAAGUUUUCUUCAGGAACUCAAUAUUUACACAUUUCUGCCAUGUACUGUCUGCAGUAGAGCACAAGGAUGCCAAAACUACAAGUAAUUCAAUCUAUCAAUAUCUCAUCAAUAUUUUUGUUUUAGGUUGAAUCAACAUUUUAUACAAUCAUACAUGUUUGUGCGAUUUUGAUAUGAAAUGUGACGUCUGCAACAAAUGAUAAUAGUCGUCUGUGAUAUUAGUGCAGUCAAAGGUUUUCAAGCUGAAAUUUGAAAGUGUUUAUGUGAGCAUGCUUGUGUCCAUAUUGCCUGUUUGCUUACAGCCAAUCAGUUCAAACAUCAACGCAACUUUACAUCAAUUUACCAACUAUUUCUGAGUGUGUAAUGUAUGCAUUAAACUACUAUAUCAUGAGGUGAAAUGCUGUCUUAACUCCUGUAACUAAACUGACGGCCCACUAUCCACAUAUCACUCAUCCCUUUGAAUCAGUAGAACUUCACAAUGUAAAUUUAUUUAAUAACCACCUUUCUUAAAGUUGCUGUGACACAUUGAGGCAUAAUUUCCAGUGUUAUAUUGAGUUAUUUAUACAUUAAUGUCAUAUUAUUGUAAUUUAUUCUUUAUUUAAUAAAAGCACAUUUCCAUGUUUUUUGAAA
Lates calcarifer (barramundi perch) is the source of this 3987-nucleotide messenger RNA. It is a transcript of the gene septin3, whose product is annotated as septin 3. Lineage: Eukaryota; Metazoa; Chordata; Actinopteri; Centropomidae. The record is from RefSeq and is a predicted model, not a curated record. Gene Ontology annotation, biological process: cytoskeleton-dependent cytokinesis. Gene Ontology annotation, cellular component: presynaptic cytoskeleton; cell division site; septin ring. Bases 219 to 1463 code for a protein of 414 amino acids. Gene Ontology annotation, molecular function: molecular adaptor activity; GTPase activity; GTP binding. The transcript is spliced from 10 exons.